Messenger RNA from Cylindrotheca closterium, 702 nucleotides. The record is from the annotation of a GenBank genome assembly. Lineage: Eukaryota; Bacillariophyta; Bacillariophyceae; Bacillariales; Bacillariaceae.
AUGGGCAGAGGAAUUGGAGGUGUUACAAUCAAAGAGGAUGGAACCGUGGAAAAGGCAUGGGAUCCGUUUCUACCCCGCCCACCCUCAAUGAAAGAUGUGAACGCUAGCGAUGAUAGAUCUACAUCCGACCAGGUGGCUGUAUUCGGUGCAAAUACGAAAGAAGGAAUGACACUUGUUAAAAUGAUGUCAGAGAAAGGUCUGCGAGUCAUAGCAGCAGUUCGCGUUCUCGGUUCAAAUAAAACAAAGCAACUCCUCGGUCUCCCGGGAGUCACAGUGAAGCAGGCAGACUCGAAUGACCGAGCGUCGCUGCUAACCGCAUUGAACGGCUGCUCCAGGGCAUUUGCAGUCACAAGUUACUGGGAAAAGUUCGAAAGCGUUAUUGAAGAAACAAUGGCAACCAAUAUCUUGGACGCAUGCGCUUCUGUGAGCCCACCAGUGAAGAAUAUGGUCCUUGCCACUUUUGAAGAGAUAUCAAAUCUUAAGAAAUUCAAUCGAAAGUCACAAAUUGUCCCAACAAGAGAUGGUAAAAUCUAUCCCGAUUUUACUGGCAAGAGCAAAGUCGACGCUAUGGGAAAGAGCAAAGGGGUGACGGUAACCCAUAUGAUGACCUCCUUUAUGGAUGACAAAGACCACAAGAAAUCUGUCAUUUUGCUUCGAGGUAUGAAUAAGCGAAUUGUAGUGAACUCGCACGUCAAUAAGUAA